Molecule: messenger RNA, 1221 nt
Organism: Thlaspi arvense
Lineage: Eukaryota; Viridiplantae; Streptophyta; Magnoliopsida; Brassicales; Brassicaceae
Source: the annotation of a GenBank genome assembly
CGACGUUUUUAAACCCUAGUUUGUAAUUGGUCUUAAACCCAUCUCCGAUCCCAACUUCCCAGAAUUCGAUUUCUGCCGUGAAAUUUGUUUGUUUCCCCGAAUUUCACGACGAUAAUCGAAAGAGGAAGACGAUGGUUUGGUUUCAAUGCGAGGACUGUGGAGCGAGUCUGAAGAAGCCAAAGCUCCCGCCUCACUUCAGGAUGUGCAGCGCCACAAAGUUAUCGUGCCUCGACUGUGGAGAAAUGUUUGGGAAAGAUAGUGUUCAAGGACAUAACCAGUGCAUUACCGAAGCUGAGAAAUAUGGUCCAAAAGGUCAGUCAAAGCCAUCUAAUGGCACACCUGCAAAGCCAAAGGACAACUCGAAGCAACAGCCAGAUUUCGAUAUAAAUGUUGGCUUAUCAAAUCGUUUCCUGGUUAGUGCAUUGUAUGAUGAUAGAGCGAAUGUUAGGCUUUCGUUUCAAAUUUUGUGUAACACAAAGGCUACAAGCCAGCAGACUUUGCUUGCCCAUGCCGAUGGGAAGAAACACCGAGGAAAAGCAAAAGCCUUUCAUGCUAAACAGCAACCACAGCAAUCCACGGUGGAUGCAACCGAGAAUGCUCUUAAUGGUGAUUCCGAAGAGAAGAAAGUAGAUUUAUUACCUGUCUCCUCGGCUGCUGCGAAUGGAGAGUCUCAUGCUGAGAAGAAGAGAAAGCUAGAGACUUUGGACGGAACGAGUAACGGAGAGGUAGUUCAAGGCGAGGAAUCAAAAGGAGGUGAAGUGAAGAAAGCGAAGAAGCAGGACGAUGAGAAGAAAAUCAAUUGGAAGAAGUUGAUCACUUCGGCUUUGAAAUCUAGCGAAGAUAAAACUUUGAAGAUGAAGAAACUGAAGAAGCUCGUUGUGGAAUCUCUUGUGGAUUCAGGCAUAAAGCGAGACAAAUCCGACGUCAGUGCAGAGCUAGAGCUAAAGGUGAACUCGAGUUCCAGAUUUACGGUUGAUGGUAAGUACGUGAAACUUGUGGCUAAAGAUUGAAUCGAAUCCUUGAGACAACGGUAACUUGCCCCAGACUCAAAAUCGGUUUUUUGCCCGUCACAUUUUUGCCAUUACCGUCUGUACCAAAAUUCUCAUUAAACUAUGGAAUUAUUUACUGGCUCUGAAUGCUUUGUUUGUUUUUUUACUAAUCGACUCAAACCAAUUGGAAAUUACAUUGUCACACUCGUUUUAAUUAAAGCUUUAACCCAUA